This is a messenger RNA of Pyricularia oryzae 70-15, 450 nucleotides long. RefSeq lists its product as uncharacterized. Bases 1 to 450 code for a protein of 149 amino acids. The record is from RefSeq and is a predicted model, not a curated record. The transcript has 2 exons. Lineage: Eukaryota; Fungi; Ascomycota; Sordariomycetes; Magnaporthales; Pyriculariaceae.
AUGUCCAGCCCAAGUACCAAAGAAAAGCCAUCAGACCUAAAUCCAAACCUAACAUCCAUCGCAAGAUCCACCAACCCCUCAAGAAGGAUAUCUGAUGGGCCUGCACGAGAACCUCUGGGCAGGCACAAGCACCGCAAUGACCCCAACCCUCCUGAUUCUUUUCUUGUGCUCGGGCGUCUGGGCAACAGCCUCGCCUGUGACAAGGCAGGUGGCCAACUCGUCGUCGGCGAAGCGUGCACGUCUCUCUGGGCUCCCCUUGGCUCUUGCGGUAGCUCUCGCUGUUAUCCUGCCACUGCUACUGCCGUCGCCACCGCUGUCGGUCAAGGUGAGCUGCUUCAGGCAGGAUUGAGGGGGCAUGGGAUCGCCAUCCGUGAUGAGGAGUCGCUUGGUGCCACUGGUGAGCUUUUUGAUAUCGAGCUCGAGGGCACUGGCGUCUUGGGGCAGGUAUAA